This is a messenger RNA of Rangifer tarandus platyrhynchus (Svalbard reindeer), 330 nucleotides long. The record is from the annotation of a GenBank genome assembly. NCBI's taxonomy places the organism in Eukaryota, Metazoa, Chordata, Mammalia, Artiodactyla, Cervidae.
AUGCAUCUGCCCCCUCCCGGGGGAGAGCCGAGGAGCAUUAAUAAAUCUAUACGCCGAGGAGAGGAAACUCUGACUGGGGCAGAGCGCGGAGCUCCGGCAGUUCGUGGGGGAACAGCGGCCGGAUCGGCAGCGCAACGGGCAAAAUACAAUAGAGGCGACAACAGAAGGGAGCCCUCGUACCUCUCCCGUAAACACACUCCACUCCACUGCCACCUGCCCCUUGGCAUCGUGCUGCCCGGCACCCGAGGCCGCUCGGACUGCUAUGUAACCGAGAAGCUGCCGGAGGAAGGGGGAACCCGGGAAAAGAGGUUCGCCAGUGAGAGCCCCUAG